This is a messenger RNA of Chiloscyllium plagiosum (whitespotted bambooshark), 2956 nucleotides long. Its product is annotated as acidic mammalian chitinase-like. NCBI's taxonomy places the organism in Eukaryota, Metazoa, Chordata, Chondrichthyes, Orectolobiformes, Hemiscylliidae. Gene Ontology annotation, biological process: chitin catabolic process; carbohydrate metabolic process. The record is from RefSeq and is a predicted model, not a curated record. Gene Ontology annotation, cellular component: extracellular region. Gene Ontology annotation, molecular function: chitin binding; chitinase activity.
AGAGAGUUUACCCCAUGUCGUACAAGUUAUCACCAUGAUCAGAGCUUCACUUACAAGUUAGUUGGAUACUCCCCUUACACAAGAAGCAUAAGAAGUACUGGCAGAAUUAGGAAAUGAACCCCUUGAACUUGUCAUUGCUUGAUGGUUCAGAUUUAAUUAUUGUUAAGAAGAGAUAAAUGUUACUGAAGUUUUUAAUCUUGCACUCAGCACAAAUGCAAGAAUGUCAAAUUUCAAGCAAUCACAAAAGGAUACUGCUUGGUUGUCAAGUUAGCAUGGAUUAACCAACACAUUCUCAACUGCAGCAUGAAUUUGCAAAAUCCAAUAUAAAUAUCUACCAUUAGACACGAUUCUGAAAUUGGACAGAAUUUGCUAAACAAUCCUGGGUGUGCUAAUAGCUACACUAAACACCUUCCGAUAAACAUUGCAGCUUGUAACAUGGCUGGUUUAUAGUUUCUAGAAGCAAUGGACAUUUUCACGUGUGAACCAUUCUCUACAAACAGAAAGAGACAUUCUAGCCUUGUACAUUUGCUGAAUUACCCUGGAGCUUGGGUGUCCUAUGUUGUGAUCAUUUGAAAUUUGGCAUUCUUGUAUUUGUGCAACAUCCUUCAUUUUGGUCAUCCACUGUGUUUUGGCACACACAUUUACCUUAUCUUUAGCUUUACAUACAGUUGUAUGCACCUUGAUUGAAAUACUAAUAAUUGAUAAUAUUAAUCAAAGGCUUCCAGGAUUUUCUGACCAUGUAAUUAAGUUGCACAGCAAUCAUUUUUUCAAAUAAUACAGGUAAUAUGUGAGGCAAGAAAUUACACCAUUCUGGCCGAAAGUGCAUCCUUUGCAAAUUGGUUAUAAAUAGUUGUGCUACAUCUCACAUAUUGGAAACAUCGAAAGGUAGGAAAUAGUUCAUUUAAAUUAGGCUCCUGCUCAUCUUGCAUGAUCAAUGCUUGAUUUUCAAAUUGCCCAGCGGUCAAUGUGUGGACUUGCAUAUCCCAAUUUGACCCUAACCAACAGAAAGAUUCAGGCUUACUUGAACAUGAAACAUGGAGAUUUGUCAUUCUUCUUGAUCCCAGAGUAAAAGACUAUGUGCUGCUCAACUUUGCUCCUGGCCUCCAUUCCUAGUAUGACAGAGAGAUUGGGGUUAUAAUGAAGGUCAACAAUCUAGAUGACAUUACACAGGGGAUAAGUUGUUAUUCAUGAGAAAGUGAAAAUAAUAUUAUGAAGGUAAGAUAAGGAAUAUUACUUUUCCAUUGUGACUGACACUUAUCCAGUGAUAAGACUAAUGACGAAUGGAAUUAUUUACUGUGGAAGAUAAGCUCAGUGUAUAAAAGUGAGAGUUGAUGCUGACAACUCACCAGCUGCAAAAUGGCAAAGCUUUUACUUGGAACAGCAUUGGUCUUGUUGGCAUGCCUGGAACUGGGCUCUGCCUACAGGCUGGUUUGUUACUUUACAAACUGGGCUCAGUACAGACCAGGAGCAGGGAAGUACAAGCCAGAGAAUGUGGACCCUUGCUUGUGCACACAUCUGAUCUAUGCUUUCGCUGGAAUGAAGGACAAUCAAAUCUCCACCUAUGAAUGGAAUGAUGCAACCCUUUACCACUCAUUCAACGGCCUUAAAAACAAAAAUGGAAACCUUAAGACACUCCUGUCCAUUGGAGGCUGGAACUUUGGAACUCAGAAAUUCACUGCCAUGGUUUCCUCAUCAGGAACUCGCCAAGUUUUCAUUAAGUCUGUGAUUAGUUUCCUGCGCGGUUAUGGGUUUGAUGGUUUGGAUAUUGAUUGGGAAUAUCCUGGAUCAAGAGGCAGCCCCCCACAAGACAAACAUCUCUACACCGUGUUAGUGCAGGAACUGAUGGCAGCCUUUGAAGCUGAGGGGAAAAGCACAGGCAGACCAAGACUGCUGCUCUCUGCUGCAGUUGCUGGUGGGAAGAGUAACAUUGAUUCUGGCUAUGAGGUUGCUCAGCUUGGAAAAGUUAUUGACUUUUUCAAUGUGAUGACAUACGAUUUCUUUGGACCCUGGAGCCAUACCACUGGAGAAAACAGCCCUCUUUAUGCUCUCUCUAAUUCCCAAAGUGCUCUCAACUUGGAGUUUAAUGUGAACUAUGCAAUGAAUUAUUGGAAAGACAAUGGAGCACCUGCAGAGAAACUGAAUGUUGGAUUCCCUACAUAUGGCCACACCUUCAGACUGACCUCAUCUGACACUGGAGUUGGAGCCCCAGCAUCAGGUGCUGGACCAGCUGGGCAGUACACCAGACAAGCUGGAUUCUUGGCAUAUUAUGAGAUCUGCACAUUUUUGCAAAGUGCCACCAUGAAAUGGGAUGCUUCACAGAUGGUUCCAUAUGCCUAUAAAGGAAAUGAAUGGGUUGGAUAUGACAACGUGCAAAGCUUUAAGGACAAGAUUGAGUGGCUGAAAAAGAACAAUUAUGGAGGAGUUAUGGUCUGGGAUCUUGCUCUGGAUGACUUCUCCGGUGCUUUCUGCAACCAGGGACCUUAUCCUCUCAUCAACACCCUGCACACAGGGCUUGGAAUCUCUGCGGCCUGUGUCCCAUCUAAAACAACACUGCGACCAGCUGUUCCUCCUACCCAGGCUCCUAGUGGUGGUGGCAGCAGUGGUGGUGGUGGCAGCAGUGGUAGUGGUGGAAGUGGGUUCUGUGCUGGCAAAGCAAAUGGUGUCUACAUUGAUCCAAAAGACAAGAACAAAUUUUACCAGUGUGUAAAUGGAGUGACCUACCUGAAGAAUUGUGCUGUUGGAUUAGUCUUUGAUCCUUCUUGUGACUGUUGCAACUGGCCUUAAGUAGAAGGUUUGCCAUUUAUCUUCGUUGAGCACCAGUGAAGCUGUAACAGGUCUUCAGUUUAAUUACUGAAGUGACACAGCUUUGUAAAUAAUGUCAACUAAUGUACCACAUCUAACUUGUCUCAACUGAAGAUAUAAAUUGCAGUUUAAACAGCAAAAUAAAAUCAUUAAG